UUAAUCAAAAAAAAUUUACUCAAAUAAAUAUGAUGAAUGCAAUAUCAGUGAAAGCUGGGUAUGAGUUACCCAAAAAAGAAAAGAAAGCUGGGUAUGACAGCAACAAUGGCGUGGUUUCCGGCGGCGCAAGUGUAACCUUCAACGCCGGUGACUUUAAGCUACGUGCUUCUAUGACUGAUGCUACAGUACUCAAUGCUCCAAGCUUAGACGGCUUAGCUUUAGCUAUUGAAAAACCUGGCUCAUUUAUUUUCGACUACAAGGCCCCCGAAAAGGACUUCAGAUUUCAAUUUAUGAACUCAAUUAAGGUUAUGGAGAAGCCAUUGAAUUUGAAGUACAUUCACAAUACGGCCCUUCACAAUAUAGGAGAUGGCAAAACAAUAUUGGAUGGGACAUUAGUGUUUGAUUCUGCAAACAAGGUGUCGGCCAAUCAUGAGCUAGGUUCGAUAGGUUGUAAAUUGAAGUACAGUUAUGUUCAUGGAGGACUCACUACUCUCGAGCCGAGCUAUGAUACGGAACGUAAUUUUUGGGAUUUGGCAGUGUCACAUAAAAUUUAUGGGGAUCAUGUAUGCAAGGCUACAUAUCAAAUGGAGAGUAAUGAUUUGGGGCUUGAAUGGUCGAGGACUUCUAAGCUAGAUGGAUCUUUUAAGGUUUCUGCAUCUCUCUGUUUGGCUGAUAAGAAACUUUCAAAGUUAGCUGCGGAGAGUUCGUGGAACUUUGACAUAUGAUUUUUGCAAUUAUUGACUUCAUAUGAUGGUUGUAUUAACUAGUGAACCUGUUUAGCGUUUCAUGACAACUCAAAAAUUUAUGGUCAACAUUUGCCAGUACAUUAUACUCCAGAACUUUAGAUUUCUUUGUUGUUUUAAUGCCUUGAGUAUUCAACAAUGAUUCACCUGAAAUUGUUCUGCCCCUUCUCCUUUCCUGUUGCA
Molecule: messenger RNA, 926 nt
Organism: Lycium barbarum (goji berry)
Lineage: Eukaryota; Viridiplantae; Streptophyta; Magnoliopsida; Solanales; Solanaceae
Product: outer envelope pore protein 24, chloroplastic-like
Exons: 3
Coding region: 30-725 (231 amino acids)
Biological process (GO): regulation of monoatomic ion transmembrane transport
Molecular function (GO): voltage-gated monoatomic cation channel activity
Source: RefSeq, a predicted model, not a curated record